AUGAUACCAGGCCUGCUGAGCUCCCUUCGAGAAGAAGUGGAGGUAUGGAAGGCCAAGUUUCAGGAGCAAGUGGAGGCCACGGCCGCAGCUGCAGGAGCCGCUGAGCCCGGCGACGCCGACGGCCUGGAGCAAGCUCUAAGUGAUGCGGCCCAGGCGCAGGAGGAGGCCUCGCGGUGGAAGGAGAAGGCGGUAGCCGCUCAGGAGCUUGAGGUGCGAUUCCUGGGGAUGGAGGAAGAGCUCCAACAGACGAAGGCAUCAGGCGAGCUUGCCCAGGAGAAUCUGAAGGCGUCGCAUCAGGAGGAGUGCGCGCGGCUGGAGGCCGUGGUCGAGUCUCUGCGGCAGGAGGUCUCCGCCUCCGAGGCCCAGCGGCAAGCGUCCGCUGCCGAGGCCGCGUCCAAGAGCCAGGAGCAGGUGGAGAGUUUCCUCAGGGACGCUGGCUCGCUGGAGCACCGGCUAGUCGGGGUCCAGCAGGAGAGGGACGAGGCGGUCGCGCGGGCCUCCCAGCUGGAGGAGCAGGCGCGACGCCUGGAGGAAGCGGCGGUCGAGUCUCGCGAGGCCGCGGAGGACGGGGAGUCGGCGCUGAGGGAAGAGGCGGCACGGGAAGCCGCGGAGUCUCGCCAAGCCGCGGAGGCUAGGGAGUCGGCGCUGCGGGAAGAGGCGGCGGCGGCGGAGGCGGAGGGGGCUUCGCGGCUGCAGCGGGCGGUGGCGGAGGCGGAAGAGCUCCGGUCGGAAGUCGACCGGCUGCGUGAAGCGGCGGCAGAAGCUGCUGCUGCUGCCGCUGCUGCUGCUGUGAAGGAAACAGAGGAGGAGGAGGAGGAGGGUGAGAGUAAGCGGACAGCAGCAGCAGCGGCGGCAGCGGCGGCGGCUGACGAACUCGCGAGCGCUAGGGCGGAGGUCGAUGAGCUUCGAGCAAAGGUGGCGGCCGUUGGAGAGAUGGUCGCCUCAGCCAACAGGGAAAGGGAUGAGGCGGUGUCGACCAACACCGAUGCGGCGGCGGCGGCGGCGGCGGCAGCGGAGGCGGCGGCGGGAGCGGCAGCGGAGGCGGAGGCCGGGUUGAAGGGAGAGCUGGAAGCAUCCCGGGCGGAACUGGAAGGAGAAAGGGAGAGGGUAGCCUGUCUGGGGCAGGAGCUCCGCCAAGCCUUCAAGGACAAGGAGGAAGCGGAAGCGCGCGCCGACGCCGCGUCGCAAGACCUCGCGACCAGCUCGGCGGCGCUACGGGCCGAGCGCGACGCUCUGAGCGCUCGCCUCGCCACCGCCGAGGAAGAAGCGGCGGCGGCAAUGGCACGGAAGCUAGAGGAGGAGGAGGAGGAGCCCCCGCCGCCGGAAACGGAAGCGCCUUCGGUGGGAGACGGCGAGCGGCCGGAGGAAGCGGCGGCGGCGGCGGACGCUGGGCAGGAAGAGGAAGAAAUAGCGGCCUUGCGAGCGAGGUGCGAGGAGCUGGAGAUCGGAGCCGCGGUGGCUUCCGAAAAGAUCGCUGCCCUAGAGGCGAGGGUCAGGGACGUGGACGCUGUUUCAUCAUCCACGGCAGGGGAUGCCGCCGCCGCCUCCGCCGCUGCUCCUGAAGAAGAAGCCUCGGGGGGCGAUCGGGGUCAAGGCGAAGACGGGGAUGCCACCACCACCACUGUCGUCGAGACAACGACGCCGGGGGUCACAUCCGAGGCGGCGACGGACGACGGGGAAGAGGAGAGCGUGGCUCAGCUGGAGUUGCUAAAGAAGCGUUUGCGUGAGGUGAAGGAGGCCGCCAAGGAACCCGCUAGAGAGAAGGAAGGCGUGGUUGCUGGUCUGCGCGAAGAGCAGGCCGCGUUGAACUCCCGCGUGCUCGAGCUCACCGCCGAGGUUGCGGCGGCGAGAGAAGCGUUGUCGGCGUCGCAGGAGUGUCUCGAGAGGGAGAGGGAGGACGGGCUCCGGCAGGCCCGGCAGCUGACCGAGCGCGCCGAGGCGGCGGAGCAGGCGGCGGAAGAAGCGGCAGCGGCGGGGCAAGAGCGGGAGCGGGACCUCGAGGAACAGAGGGAGAAGGCGGCGGCGGCAGCGGCGGCAGCGGCGGCGGCGGAAGCAGCAGGGCAAGAGCGGGAGCGGGAUCUCGAGGGACAGAGGGAGAAGGCGGCGACGGCGGCGGCGGCCGCGGCAGCGGAAGCAACGGCAGCGGCGGAAGCGGUGGGGCAAGAGCGGGAGCGGGACCUUGUGGAACAGAGGGAGAAGGCGGCGGCGGCGGCGAGUGCGGCGGCGGCGGAGGCGGAAGAGGCCUUGGGGGCGUUGCGGCAGGAGAAGGCUUCGCUGGAAGGUCGACUGGAGGAGGCCGCCGAGGAGACCAGCCGCUUGCGGCAAGAGCUGACCGCGGCGAUAUCGGGGUCGACAGCGUCUCAAGAAGGAGCCGCCGAGGCGGUGGCUAAGGCGGAGGGGGAGCGUGCCGCGCUCGAGGAGCAGGUGGCCGGUCAGAAGGACAAGCUCAAGAAGGCGGCGGCAAGGCUUCGGUCUCUCAAGGAGGAAAGAGAUGCCGCCACCGAGAAGGUCGCCUUCACGUCGGCUCUCCUGGAAACUUCCGAGAAAAAUCUGGCGGAUGCCGAGGCGCGCAGCCGCUCCCUCGAGGAGGCUGCUGGGGGCGAGGAACAGGUGGCGGCGGCGGCUCUGCGAGAUGCGGAGGGGAGGGCGGCGGCCUCUGCGGAGGCUUUGGCCACGCUGGAGCAAGAGGCCUCGGGGCUUCGCGAGGAGCUGGCAAACGCCGCCUCUCGCCUUCGGGAGGCAGAGGACCUGUUGCGAAGCACCUCCGAGGAGUCGAUGGUCCUCAGGCAGGGGCUGGAGGAGCGGUGCCAGCGACUGGAGGAGAGCGCUGCGCGAGCACCCGCCCUAGAGGCCGACCUAGCUGCUGAGCGCUCCGGUCGGAGGGAGCUCGAGGUGGAGCUGGAGAGCCUGAAGGCGGGGGCCAGGGAGCUGGAGAGCCUCAAGGAAGGCACUGCGAGGGAGAGCGAGGAGAUCAUGGGGGCCCUUCAGGGUCAGGUGGACGCCGCCAACAAGGAGCGCGACGCGGCUGUAGCCGGGCUCGAAGCCGCGGAGCAAGAGAAGGAGAGCAGCAAGACAAGGCUCAAGGAUCUCUUCGCCAAGUACAAGGCCGUGCAAGCGGUAAGAGGAAGAGAGAGCGUCGAGCGUUUCCUCUGUUGGUUCGGCGUCGUUGUCGUUUUGCAUUGA
Ectocarpus siliculosus is the source of this 3183-nucleotide messenger RNA. NCBI's taxonomy places the organism in Eukaryota, Phaeophyceae, Ectocarpales, Ectocarpaceae. The record is from the annotation of a GenBank genome assembly.